Neolamprologus brichardi is the source of this 2718-nucleotide messenger RNA. It is a transcript of the gene spi1b, whose product is annotated as Spi-1 proto-oncogene b. The record is from RefSeq and is a predicted model, not a curated record. Gene Ontology annotation, molecular function: sequence-specific DNA binding; DNA-binding transcription factor activity, RNA polymerase II-specific. Gene Ontology annotation, biological process: regulation of transcription by RNA polymerase II; cell differentiation. Lineage: Eukaryota; Metazoa; Chordata; Actinopteri; Cichliformes; Cichlidae. Gene Ontology annotation, cellular component: nucleus.
AUCAAAUGGCCAGGAACCUUUUGCAGACACACUCUAUUGCUCCCACCCACACUAAAUUUACAGAAGUCAAAAGUUCCUUUUUCAUUUUACAGUUAAACAGUGGGCCUUGUUUAUUUAAUUUUAUCUGAUGCAGUUGAAAGGCCUGUUUGAGCAGUUAGUGUUAUAAGCUUGUGCUAUACAAUAAGAGAGGGAGACAUUUUUUGGUUUUCGUUGACUGAGAGGAAAUUUUGAAACAUUGUGCAAUGGUGCCGCAAAAGUUUUGAAAGGUUGAGAGAGCAUUUUACCAGCAAAGCAUCUGAGAGUCGGUCCUGGAUAAGAGGUAUCCAUGUUCCAUCCAUACAGAAUGGAGAGCUAUCUCAUUCAGCCUCAGCACACAGAUGACAUUUACGACCCUGAGAUCUACAGACAUCAAAUUCCAGAAUAUUCAUAUCCAUAUGUCCUAGAUCCAGAAAGCCAGGCAGAACACUGGGACUACCAUGCUCACCCUCAUGUGCACCCUGCAGAGUUUGAAAACCUCCAAGAGAGCAACUUCACAGAGCUCCAGAAUGUGCAGGCUCUCCACCCAUCUGGGCUCUUACGACAUGACACUCUACGAUACGAAGCUGAAAACCUGCUUGAUCCAAAUCUUGCGGCUCAUUCCCAUGUGUUACAGCAACCAGUAACGUUCUUCCCUCGGACCUUGUAUCCACCGCAUAUAUCCCAGCGCAGCUCUGAUGAAGAGGACCAUGGGGCACGAAGUCCGCCACUGGAGGUGUCUGAUGAGGAGUGCUUGAGAGAUCGAGUUUCUUAUAUCCCAACAGGAGAGCUGGGUAAUAAAAAGAAGAUCCGCUUGUACCAGUUUCUGUUGGACCUUUUAAGGAACGGCGACAUGAAGGACAGUAUCUGGUGGGUGGACAGAGAUAAAGGGACAUUCCAGUUUUCUUCCAAACACAAGGAGGCUCUCGCACACCGCUGGGGAAUCCAGAAGGGAAACCGCAAGAAAAUGACCUACCAGAAGAUGGCUCGUGCUCUGCGCAACUAUGGCAAAACCGGAGAGGUGAAAAAGAUCAAAAAGAAGCUGACGUACCAGUUUAGUGAUGAGGUGCUGGGCAAGAGUCAUCUAGACAGAAAAGCAUACAUAUAGGCAGGAGGAAUGCUCAAAUACUAGCACUGAAUAAUGAAAAGUAUAGAUUUAAUCAGUCUUCCUGAUGAGUACUGCUGCACAGUGUGACCGAGUCUUUGAAGGUACUAGUAAAUGCAGCAUAAAGCUAUGGACCACAAUCUUCCUUCUAAGACAUGCUGGGGGACCGUUUAAUAAGUACAGAAGAAUCACCAUAGAAAGCUCAGUUUGGCUUGUCUGUCUGAAAUAUUUGGAAGACAAAAUAUUCCAAAUGAUCACAAUGAAAAUAAAGUCAGUGCCAAACACGUUACAUUAUGUGUAACACGCUGUUUGUAAAUGUGUAUAGAGAUUUGUGAAUGAGUACUUUUGAAAAGCUGUUAUUGCUGGUGUUCCUUGUUGAGGUGGCCAGAGUUGGAAGUAAAAGUCAUGUGAUACCAUGAUUUAGAGAGACCUUUGAUACACACACCUAACAGACAAAGUCGAUAUCAGGAACUAGAAAGAAUUCCUGAUUACAACUACCCUUGGGCCAUUUUAGUCAAAAUAGCUUUAAAGUGUGCAGUUUAUUACCGAUUAAAGUUUAUUUCAAGCUUAAAGUAAUACAGUUUAAUGACUUUAGCUCAGUCUCUCAAAAACCGCAGGCAAGUCUUGUCUGACACCUAACUCUUGUGAAUGAAAUACAGACAAACAACAUGUACAAAACAACCAUAAAUUUGAACUUCACCUCUGAAACCACAAAACCACUACCAGCCACAGGGAACAAUCAUCUACGAUCAUCAAACUCUACAACAUCAUUUUCAAACACAUUCAUAAAUCUUUGUUCUAAAUUUUUCUUGUAGAAUUUCUUUUUUGUCAUUUUGGUUUAUUGUGUCUUUUUGAUAGAAAGUAUAAUAGUUUUCCUGUGUACGCAACAGAAAUAUGAAAAAAAAAAAUACAUAGUUUUUACAUUAAGACUUUAAAUCCAUGGGUAACAUGGGUAAUUGACUGCUUCUUUUCAAACGUACCAAAGUCAGUCAGAUGAACUUAAUGAUAAACAUUGCUUUUCUGAAAUGUAAAAGCAAGCUGGGAUUAUUGUUUUUCAGGUAUUUGGAAUCUGGAGCAAUGUGUUCCAGCAGGUUACAUCUGCUUUUGUUUUGUAGCUUCAUAUUAAAUGUACAAGCAGCAGCUGUAUGACUCUUUUCUUCGAACUCCUGGUAUGAGAGGGAUUUGACUUGUUCGCUGCCUGUUUAAAAGCAUUAAGGAAAAGAAACAGAGCCCUCUCUUGGGUGGGGUGGAUGUAGGCAUGUUGACAUCCCCUAUGCAGUUUUAAGUGGGGGUGCACACAUACAUGGUAGACGUUUAUAUUCUGUUUGGAAACAUCUGAUAUAUUUUCAAAACUAAAUUCUGCUUCAUGUCAUUCAACCACAGCAAUGACAUUCAACUUCUUUGUCAUGUUGAACAUGUACAAGUUCUCUUGUAAUGUUUUUACUACUGUUUGUAUAUAUUUAAACUGGAUUUUUUUAAAAAUAUAUUUAAAACAGAAUAUUAGGUUUCAUAUCAUGGUUUAGAAGACCGUAUAUGAAACGCUGUAUGUUACAAUUACAAAUCGCAUGUACAAAGUUAAUAAAUUGUCUGUCACCUUA